AUGACCACGCCCUCGCAGGCCCAGCUGCUGCUGCGCAUCCUCCUGCUAGUCCUCCCCUCAGCCGCAGGGGCUCUCUUGAUCCAGGCCGCCGCCGCCAUUGCCGACCAACAUGAGCCGCCGCCACCGCCGAUCACACUUCCGGGCUGUCCGGACAAGUGCGGCGACAUCAGCAUUCCCUUCCCGUUCGGCAUGAAGCCCGGCUGCUUCCGAGAGGGCUUCCAGGUCACCUGCAACCACUCCUUCCAGCCCCCUCGCGCCUUCCUUGGCGAAGGCGACCGAACAUCACCCAAGACGUCGACCGUCUACACCUACUUCUCCAUGUCCAAGACAGGUAAUUAUUCGGUCGAAUACCAGAAGAACAACUCUAACCUGCAUGUCUCGCCGGUGGAGCUCAUCGACAUCUCUGUCGCCGAGAGCGAGGCACGGGCGUACGGCGUCGUGGUGCCCGCCUGCAACAAGAACUCCACCUCCGGGUUCUCGAUGAUGGCGUUCACCAGCUUGCUGGCGAAAGGCAAGGGCCCGUUCCUCGUGUCGCUGGCGCGCAACGUCCUCGUCGGCGUCGGCCUGGAGAUCGUGGCCGUGGCGUACAGGUUCAACACCGCACCCAGGGGCGGAGAGGACGACUACCUCGUCUCCUGCACCUCGUCCAUCAAUGGAAACCUGCAGCUCGCGUCCAACGGGUCGUGCUCCGGGCACGGCUGCUGCCAGGCCUCCCUGCCGGAGGCGAUGCCGCUCACCGGCUUCUCGGUUUCGACGCACCCCACUUCCCUGAACAACACUAUGUGGAGGACCAGCCCGUGCACCUUCGGCAUGGUGGUGGAGCGCUCGUGGUACAACUUCUCCACGGCGGACCUGUACGGCAACACCACCAACAAGUUCCCCAGAGGCGUGCCCUUCGCGAUCAAUUUCGCCAUCACGAACGCUAGUUGCCCGGCGAGAGGCCAGCAGCCACCUCCCGACUACGCGUGCGCCAGCGGCAACAGCUCUUGCGCCGACGUGACCAAUGGCUACGUCUGCAAGUGCUUGGAGCACUACGAGGGCAACCCUUACAUCCAAAAUGGAUGCCAAGACAUCGACGAAUGCAAGCGCCCUGAUUUGUAUCCUUGCUCGAGUGAUGGGAUAUGCAAGAACAGGCUUUUAGGGUAUGACUGUCCAUGUAAACCCGGAAUGAAAGGCGACGGGAAAGAAGGAACAUGCCAACCCAUAUUCUCCCUGGCAGCAAAGAUGGCCGUAGGUGUAAUAGGUGGGUUCUUUGUUGUGGCGGCUCUCUUAUUCCUUAUUCUACUUCGCAAAGAAAGAAGGAAGAUGAGGGAGUUCUAUGAAAAGAACGGAGGGCCUAUAUUGGAGAAAGCAAAAAUUAUAAAGCUUUUCAAAAAGGAAGAGCUUAAGGAAAUUCUAAAGAGUAAAAAUUUAAUUGGGAAAGGUUACUUUGGUGAAGUUUACAAGGGCCUUCUAGAUAAUAAACUGGUUGCAGUAAAGAAGCCAAUCAGUGGUAGCAUGCUGGAGAAUGAACAGUUUGCAAAUGAAGUCAUCAUCCAAUCUCAAAUCAUUCAUAAGAACAUCGUUAGGCUAAUAGGUUGUUGCCUUGAAGUUGAUACCCCGAUGCUUGUUUAUGAGUUCAUCCCCAAAGGUAGCCUCGAAGAUAUUCUUCACAGCAACAAGGCAAUUCCCCUCAACAUUGAUGUCCGUUUGAUUAUUGCUGCACAGUCGGCGGACGGUCUAGCUUACAUGCACUCAAAAACAAGUAAUAAAAUCCUACAUGGUGAUGUUAAGCCAGCAAAUAUACUCUUGGAUGAAAACUUCAUGCCAAAGAUCUCAGACUUUGGCAUAUCUAGAUUGAUUGCAAGAGAUACACAACACACAGAUGAAGUCAUUGGUGAUAUGAGUUACAUGGAUCCGGUAUAUAUGCAAACAGGACUCCUAACAGAAAAAAGCGAUGUCUACAGUUUUGGAGUUAUGAUAUUGGAACUUAUUACUAGAAAAAAGGCAACAUAUUCUGACAAUAAUAGUUUGGUAAGGAAUUUUCUUGAAGUUCACAAAGAAGGGAAAAGGGUAACUGAGUUGUUUGAUAACGAAAUUGCACUGACAAGCAAUUUAGAGAUUCUCCAUAGUAUGGCAAGGAUCAUUAUGGAAUGUCUUAACCUCGAUGUAGAUCAAAGACCAUCAAUGAUAGAGGUAGCAGAGCGCCUUCUGCUACUAAACCAGACUUGUAAGUUGUAA
This is a messenger RNA of Panicum hallii, 2220 nucleotides long. Its product is annotated as wall-associated receptor kinase 1-like. Gene Ontology annotation, biological process: protein phosphorylation; cell surface receptor signaling pathway. Gene Ontology annotation, molecular function: calcium ion binding; ATP binding; polysaccharide binding. Lineage: Eukaryota; Viridiplantae; Streptophyta; Magnoliopsida; Poales; Poaceae. The transcript is spliced from 3 exons. Gene Ontology annotation, cellular component: plasma membrane. The coding region runs from base 1 to 2220 and encodes 739 amino acids. The record is from RefSeq and is a predicted model, not a curated record.